This is a messenger RNA of Oreochromis aureus, 1327 nucleotides long. RefSeq lists its product as uncharacterized. The record is from RefSeq and is a predicted model, not a curated record. Lineage: Eukaryota; Metazoa; Chordata; Actinopteri; Cichliformes; Cichlidae. Bases 149 to 1042 code for a protein of 297 amino acids. The transcript is spliced from 5 exons.
UCUAAUUUUUCCCUUUAAAAAUCUUCCUUCUGACUGUUCGUUGCACCUACAACCAGAACACACUGGGAGAACAACGGAGGACGGCAACAGUGUCCAUCUGACAUCAGUCACUACAGGUCUCUUCUUCCUUUGGGCAGCAGCUGUGAAGAUGGCUGCUCCUUACUGGGUUUCUGUAGCGGUCGUUGUUUUGAUGACUGUUAGAAACGGUGAGACUGUUAUUGACCCAAACCAGCUCGCACCAAUUGUACAAGAAAUUCUGAACAGGUACACACCAAGCUACAUUGGUGCAGAUGGCAACAGAAAGUUCCCCAUGUUCAGUGUGGCUGUGAGCGUCCCACUCAAUAAAGACAAGUUUGAUAUGAGCAAAGUCACUGAUGAUGGUGAAGCUGUGAGGACGAAGAUUCUAAACUGUGAUGUAUACAUAGGUAACAGAGUGGUGGCAGCCACAGUGCUGAGAUGGCGCAAUGUUCUCUAUCAGUGUCCUAAUGAACGUGUACAGUGGCGUGAUGUCCCAAAAAAAUGUAAUAGAAAGGAGAUAAAUACAUGGGCUGAUAUUGACAAAUUUUGUGAUGUACAAUCUAUUGAAAGAAUUCUGUUUGCUCAGGCUGCUCAUGCUGAGUCCCGAACCCUGGACUAUUUCAAAGAUAAGGACAAAAUUAGGAAAAACUCCAAAGAUGAUCUGAUGGUUUUCUACGUCCGUGCCUCCCCAUGUGGUGAAACAUGUACCAACCCAAACAACGAUCGGAAUAUUCUCAGUAAAAUACAAGCAAUAACGAACUGGACGAAUUAUGUUGUUGUGUUUUCAGAUGUAUUUAGACCUGAUGAUAAGAAUAAUAAUCAGGAUCGUGUGAAUGAACUGCGUGGAUCACUUGAGAGGCUUGGGGACGCAAUCGCAGAUCAAGGGCCAAAGGUCAAAGAUAAAAGGUCAAAUGGUCUCCAGCAUAUAUUCCGAUGCUACAGGCAGCCAGAAAUGGAUGAAAUGAAGUGUCUUAUCUGCAAUACCAAUGGUGCUGUAGCACAUAAAUGUAUUUUAGGUGGUUAGCAACCAUGGGGAGAAAGAGAAUAAGACCAAGAGGAAGAGUAACAUGCAUCCAUGUUUAACUUUAAAUGUGUGUGUUCGUCACAGCAAGAUUAACAUGUGCUCCUGAAAUCACAGCUGCCAUCGUGCACUCUGGUCAUUCUAGUCCACGAUACUGUCUGUGCCUCUGAUUGUGUCUGUGAACUGAAACACAAACAGUGUGUGUGGAGCGAGUGUAAUCCAUUGAUAGCCUCUGAUACUGUUUCUGAUUAAAGCUUAAUAAACUGCAUUAAAACAUGUCACAGCUUG